AUGUCCAGUCGAAGGAAGGCCUCAACCCCCUGCAUGAUCCGACCAGACCAGACCAUGGUGGAGCUGGAUGAUGAGGAAGAGGAAUCACAUGACAUGCAGGUAUACUUUCAGUGUUUCAGGGGAGAGUAUCUGUUUUUCUUUAAACUUAAAGGGAUAUUUCGGCAUAAAUUUUAAGUCAUGGUCAAACACACUGUAACACAGAGUUAGACACCCCCUGGAGAGAUGAACGUCAUCUACCACUUGCUUUUCUAGUUAUACCAACUUUAGUAAUGACCGCACGAUAGCAACACACAGCGGUCUAUGUCUCCUGUCGCCAUCAAACAUCUUUUACUGUCGAUCACCGAGUGCAGCGGAGUUUCGCAGCUCAAGGAAGAACAUUAAUGAUUAUUACUUCAUGGUUCUUGUGUAUCCUGUAAGUGCACUGCAGACGCAGUACUUUUCUGCCUUAGCGUCUCGGUCUGAUUGCAUUUCCGUUAAGUAAUAAUCAUAAAUUUUCCGCUGCACACGGUGAUCGACUCGUCAGGGCUCCCCCACAAACAAGCGGCUGCUGAAGGAGAGUGGGUGAGUUGUGUUUAGUCUCUUUGCUAAAGAAAUCAGGCAAAGCUAAAAAGAUGUUUGAUGGCUAGUACUAUGGCUGGGACUCUAUAUGUACUGUUGAUGAAGGUAGGUGCUGUUCUGAGCAUUAUUUGUGGCUAUAGAGUGGCGGUUUGGUUGAGGUGUGUGCAUGUGGAGACAGACUGCUGUGUAUUGCUAUUGUGCAGUCGUUACUAAAGUUGGUAUAACUGGAGAAGCAAGCAGUCAGCAACAUUCAUCUCUUGAGGGGGUGUCUAACUCGGUGUUACGGUGUGUUUGACCAUAACUUAAUUUUACACCAGAAUUUCCUUUUUAAGUAUCAAUCAGUGAUAAUGACUGCUAUUGCUUUGAAAUCAGCCAAAUAGAUAAAUAGAACGAGAUGCUUAAGAUUGAAUGUGCGAGCUAACCAGUUGUACAUCUACAGAGUCAGAUAGAAACAGUUUCUAAACAUGGUUUGCAGCUGCUUUUUUCCUCUUAGUUCACUGUUUUUAAACUGAGUUUUUUUUAUUAUUGGAAAAAUGUCCAGCCAACUGUAGAGAACCACACUGAGGAGGGACCCAUGGAAACUUCCUCAGAGGCAGAGCCUGCUAUGGAAUUAGACUUAUCAUGCAAAGCCUCCGACCCCCCAACAGCUCCAGACAAAGCAGCAGCUGAGCCGCCGGACCCCUCCAGACCUCAGCGGAGACAACAGGGAGGAUAUGAGUGUAAAUAUUGCCCGUUCUCCACCCAGAACCUCAACACUUUCAAAGAGCAUGUUGACGCCAACCACCCCAACGUCAUCCUCAACCCCCUGUACCUGUGCGCAGUUUGUAACUUUAAUACUAAAAAGUUUGACACCCUAACAGAACACAACGAGAGGUGUCACCCAGGGGAGAGUAACUUUAAAUUCAAAAGGAUCAAACUGAACAAUCAGACAAUCUUGGAACAGACGAUAGAGGGCUGCAGCAACAACGCAGUCAUUUACAACACCUCCAAUGUUGGCAAAGGGGACGAACUCGGCUCUCCGCCUCUCAGCAAACCCACCACAGUCAAGAUUGGAAAACCAAAAAUAAUGUCUCCUGAUAGUAAACGGACAGAGUCUCAGUUGGGCAAACUGGCACCAGAUCUGUCCAAGAAACCGAUCACAGCUGUCAAUGUAAACGGGACGGUCAUCAUCCCAGAGUCGACUCUCCUCAAAGCAGACGGCCUUUCUCACAUCAUGCCUUCCCUACAGCGGCCUCUAAACUAUACCCAGGUGAGACGGGCAGUAAAGAGAGAGAGAACAUUUCCUUUUUUUGUUUUGUAUUCAGGAAAUAGUUUGACAUUUAAAGAAUUACACCAUGUUUCAGACGAGAUGUAUGACACCACUCCUCUGGACAGUAAAUAUCAAACAAAGGCUGAUCAGCCAUCAGUGUAGCAACAUUUAGUUUAAAAUCUGAAAGCAGAGGAAAAAGAAAAUUUGUGAUCAGUCUAGAUUAGAAAGUACAGAUUUUAGCAGCUUAGUAACAUGGUUUACAUUUGUUUCGUUGGUUUGAUCUUUUUUCUAAAAAUACUGAGCUUGGUUGAUGAUGAGCAGGAAACCUAUCAAGGACGUUUCUUAUUCUGUUCGCAACAAAAACACAUUUUUAGCACCUUGACAGCUCACAAACUGAGGUGUUAUCCACCCCCACCUGCAGGUGGGACUGAACAAGAAUUAGAGGACACUGUACAGGUGUUUUGAUUCAGAGCAGUUUUUGGUACAACGUAAAGAGUCUGCUAGUCAGAGUUUACUAAUAAAAGACACAAAUUUACUUUAAAAAAGUUCUUAUUUAUGGAUUUUCUUUUUUAGGUUUUACAACAACUUUGAGGACUUUUACUUUGUUGAUUUUAGUGCCCCCUGUUGGCAAAGUUUUAUACCGCACAGCCUUGCUGAUUUUGUUUAGUAUUUUCUAACAAAAUCUCAUCCUGCCUUCUUUGAAGAGUCAAAUGUGUCACUCGUUGUGAAUAUUUGCUGUUGAAAAUUUAUAGGAAACCUGUUUGUUUAGUGUGCAGGCACUACUCUGAUUUAACACCUCGCAGCAGCUUUAGGCGUUAAACAUUCCAGCGCAGAGAGUGUCGGUCUCGUUGAUAAUGAUUGUGUUUGCUUUCAAAGGUCAGAACAGGGCAGAAGUAUCAUUUUAGUCGAGUUUCACAACUUGUGAAAACUCCUGACUGUGGCUUUAAUCAGCCCUUUUUCUAUUUGAUCAAUUAAAAUGUUGUUUGCCAUACAUGUGGGUGUCAGCUUCUUUGGGAUUUAAAUGGCCUUUAAAACAAACUGUUUUUUCUCUCUUGUGAUGCUAAAAAUGUUCUACUUAGAUACUUUUGUAAACAAAAUAACUGAACUCAUUACUUGUGGAAAUCCAUAUUCUUCAGAGAAAAAAAGACCAUUAAAGACUCUUUUGAUCACUCUUUAAUUCCAGGUGCCGAAGAUCGCAGUGCCCCUCAACACAACCAAAUACAACCCCUCGCUGGACGACAACCUGACGCUUAUCUCCUCUUUUAACAAGUUCCCCUACCCGACACAGGCUGAGCUCUCUUGGCUUACCGCAGCCUCAAAACAUCCAGAGGAGCAAAUCAAAGUCUGGUUCACCACACAGAGGCUCAAACAGGGCAUUAGCUGGUCCCCCGAGGAGGUAAGAAUUAAAGUCCAAAUAACAUUUUAAGCAGCGUCUUAAAUCCCCAAAGUGUGGUUUAAUGCAUUUUCUUCUCUAAACUCUGAGGAACAAAUAAAAGCAUCAGCUUAACUCCUCAAGACAUCAAGAAUAAAAGGUGAUUAAACCAGUAUUUGUAUCACCUACAUGUUUGGAAAGCUCUUGAUUGACUUGCAUUCAGAUUUGGACAAUGAGAAAAAUGAGCCCGGGCUGCACGUCAAGUUGGUCCAUAUUGUACCACUUGUAAGCAAAUUACAGCCUAAAGCACAAGGAUGCUCAUUUUCUACUUUGAUUAACACUGAUAGGCUUGAUUUUGUUUUUUGUUUUUUUGUUUCAGCACAAUUUUCUCCAUUUUAUCCAAUUGACUCCAAGCAACAACCAACAAGCAGAACUUAAAAAUGGAUGUUUAUGUAAUUAAAGAUGAAAUAUCAAAUCAAAGAAGUUAUCAUAAAAGUCAAGGGUCAUGAAUUAAUGUCAUUACUACAGCAGCAGUGUGUAAUUAUCUGUAAGGAGUGCUGUCUCUCUGUUCCAGGUGGAAGAGGCCAGAAAGAAAAUGUUUAACGGCACAAUCUCCUCAGUGCCUCAGACCUUCGCUGUGGUUGCUCCUCAGCUCAACUCCCAUUCAUCCACCAACCUGUCUGGCUCCUCCACAGCCUCCAAACACUUACAGCACGCCGCCUCUGUCCUGCAGUCGCUCCCCUGUCAGCUCCUGGGACAGACCAGCCUGGUGUUGACGCCCGUAGCCAAUGGAUCGACAGUUACGUGUGCUCCGCUGGCGCUCACUGUGGCAAACCAGGUACAGCAGAAAUGUGGCAAUAAGUGCAUGGAGUCUGUAAACGGUGACACACUUGAACAGAGGUCUUUCAGCUUUAACACAAGCAGAGAUGCACACACACACACAGACACACUUUGUUACUGUUCUUGAGCAGAAUUUAAAGGUAUCUAUUUUUAUUAAAGUAUAUGCUUCCCUGUGCUUCUAUACUUCUUACAAGCUUUGUAAGCUUGAUACUUUGUUCUGAUACAUUCGAGGAUAAAUAUUGAUCAUUUUUACUCCUAACUUUGAGACUGGUUUACUUACACAAGGGUAAUUUAACUAGGGUGAUCAUAUGUCCUCUUUUACCUGGACAUGUCGUCUUUUGGGGGCUUGUCCAGCCUGUCCAGGGGUAGUUUAUAAAAUCCUUUAAAUGUCCGGGGAAGCCAGCUUUUUUUUUUUCACUGCCGGGAACAGGCUUCCAUAGUUUUGAGUUUGUGUAGCGUGUAAUUUAUCUUCGCAUCACAGACAAUUGUAUUUACUAUAUAUUUUCAACGGUUAAUUUGGAAACACCUUCUGAGGGGCGGAGUUCCAUGCCGAACCCUGGAACAUGUAUUAAUACUAAUUAAAGCCACUGAUGCAACACCACAUGCACUGUCUGCCGGUGAAGGAAAGAAGAGGGAGAGAUAUUUGUAUGUAACAGAUAAUUUUGCUGAAGGAGAAAUGCUUUAGAUAAAUGAAUAUAUUUUUUUAUAAACGCAACUUUGUGUGAGCAUUUUCAGUAUCUUCAAGAGACCUGGUUAAGUGUCUUUUUGGUUAUUCAGAAUAUGCGUAAAAGAAAACACUCAAAAUCGAGCAUACAACUCUGCCCCGCAUAGCAGUAUCCUCUUUUUGAGGAUUCAGAAUAUGAGAGAGGCCAACGGAGAGAGAAAACAUGUUCAGGGGUAAACCAGCUAACAUUCUUCAUCCAGCUGCUUCACACAUGGGAGUGAAAUCAGUGGGUCUUGUUCACCAGUUCAACCCACUUUUUCUGAAGUAUGCUUGUAAUCAAAGUCCUCAGUCAGUCUAAACCAGCAUCAUGGGCCUUUUCCUCGUAUGUUGAAUUGCAUUGUUUCUAUUUAGCUUUAGCAAUAAAAAUGAGACUGCAGAGCCGCCACGUACACACACACACACACACACACACACACACACAGAAAUCACACAAGACUGAAAAGAGAGAGGUCAGAAACACCCAGAAUGAAGUCGAAGAAAAAUGUUAAAAUCUUUGUUCUGAAAUGGAGGUGGUGCUCCUGGAUGUAAAACACAAACAUAUGACUGAAAUACAGCAUCAUACCACAGAAAUAUUGAAAUUGUCUCUGAAAGAGGGCUGUGAUCGGAAAAGUUCGAACACAGAGAGAGAUUAAGUGAUUUGAUCACAAACGUUGACUCGCAGGUCAUAUUAUUUGAUGUUGUCCCUGAGUUUGAAAGAUGUGUCAUCUGAGUACUUCUGUGUAAAACAGCAUGUGAUUGUUAAGGUUGUGAUACAGCUCUCUUGUUUGUGUUGAAGUGCUCUUGUUCACAUAAGUGCUCAGUUUCUGUUCAGAUGUGAAUGUGUUGCAGUUAAAACUAAACGACUGAAUUAAAGUGAUGAGCAUGUUUGAAUCAUGCAUUGAAAUGUAGUUUUAAAGAACAUAUUAAGGGAAAGCACAACAAUCAAUAGAUUUUAGUGGUAUGUCAGAAGUCUCCUCUUUGGUGCCCGUAGACUCUGUUUCGACUUCAGAACAACUCUGACAUAAAAAGACUUCAGUGAGUCUUCUUGGAAACUGCACAAGUGAGUCUCAAGAACAAACUUUCCUUGAAGAUCAGACUUCUUUUCUUUGUUGUUCUUUCAUCUUUAGUGAAUUUAGUUUAUCUUCAUUUAAGAGGUUGAAUCGAUGCUUCCGCGAACCCCUGAGAUUUUUUUUUUUUUUGUACCGAUAUACCUGCUUUUCUUUGGAUGGAGUAAAUCUAUAUUUAUAACACCUCUGACCGCAGGUUGCACAGUCACUCAAACGUCCGCUGGCCUCCCCUGUGAUCACCUCAGAGAGCAAAAGACCCUCCAUCAUUCAGACCAUCUCAGCGCCGAUGGCAGCAUCCAAACUGGCGUCCCCUAAAGUGCUGAGUUUCACGGUGGACCACAAUAAAACAUCGGAGCAGCUCUCAGUGCUGAGGUCCAGCUACACACAGUGUCCUUUUCCUGAGGAAGAUGAGGUAAGAAUAAGUGAGUGAAAUGACGUUACAAGUGCCGUGCCUCGCUUCUUCUUGAAGCUACCUGUUUCACGUUCCAGUUUUCUGCUUCUGGCUUUUUUCAUUUUUUCCAAACUCUCUACUAACACUGAUAAACACCAAACUCGUUAUUUCAUGCCAUGUUGCAUCUUGUCAUGUGAUAGAUCUACAGGCUGAUAGAGACCACCGGGCUGUCCAGGGGAGAGAUAAAGAAGUGGUUCAGUGAACAGAGGCUCCUUAAUCUCAAAGGUAUGUGGUGUGAUCAGCGCCAUCCUGAUCAAAUGAUAAAACUCCCUGACUGUGAUUAAUCAAAAGUCUCACUUUGGUGGGUAAACAAGCUGACGUUUGUUCUUAGAGGAGGGUUUUCUGGGACCUUAACACCGGAAAACCAAAAAAAUCUAUCCUACAGCGAGAGAUCCAUCAAAUCAAACGCUGAUAAUGACUCUUUUUGUAACGUGGUUUGCAGGCGUCCCUCCUCCUCCAGUGCUGGUGAAAGCUGAAGUGACUCCAGCACCCAAAGAUGCUCCUGUAAAGAAAUCAGUGCCCAGUCAUUUCCCCCUGCUGGAAAGAGUGAAGGGCAAAUCGUCAGAGCAGCUGAAGGCGUUGGAGGAAAGUUUCCAGAGAAGCAGCUCCCCUACAGAGGCAGAUCGAGGUACAGCUUUUUACCAACCUUCCCAACCCAUUUCAUGUCGGCUCAUUCUUCAUUUGCCUCUCAGUUUGUAAUGAUAGGAACUGCAAGAAAGGUGAAAGAUAGGCGUCGGCAUCAAAGCCCUCUUCUUUCAGCUUUGUGUGGUGUCAUUCUAAGAUUGGGCUGUUCAGCGAGGAAAUGAACAACUUGUCUGCAGAGAACAAACCUUGAAAUGAAAUAAAAUUGACCAUUUUCAGGUUUUGUGUCCUCAGAAUCUCUGUUUUUUUUGUUUGUUUUUUUUAAGCAGGAUCAGCUGAGCCCGACAUAAAAAUAGCCACAGCAGAGCAUUUCUCUGUAAAGACAAGUCAUGCCAAUACAGAGAAAGUGUGUGAUCGACUGAUUAGUAUGAAUAUGUGUUAAAUAUUGUUUUUUUCAUCAUUGCCAGAGAGAUAUGAUGAAUUUCGAGUAUACUUUUCAUAGUUUUGAAGUUUCUGUUGCAGGUAAACAGAUUGUACACAUUUGUAGUCUGAGUAAAAUUGACCAAUCAGGUAUCAGCUGGCUGUGGCGUACAUUUUGGAAAGUUUUCAAUUCAGCUCUUUGUGAACAACUCUACUCGUGGGAGUUUGGUGCUAGAGAUUCAGGUCGAUGGCGUUAAUGAUGCUGAGGUUUAAUGACGAUGAUGACAUGUCUGAUGCUUUGGUGAAAAUAAUAUUGAUAUAGUGAUUUAAAAAAAUAACCUUUUAAGAUCCACUGCACGUCAACACCUGUGUGCAGUGGGACUUGAAGGUGUUUGUGGCACUUUCUAGUGUUGUCCCCUCUUGUAUAGAUCCUUGCUUGUGUUGCGCAUCAGACAGGGAUGGGCAAUGAAUUACUGUUCACGAUAUAUACCGUCGGAAAAAUCCUCCAUUAUAAGUAUUUGUCAUCUCAUGAUAAAUACAAUAAAUGCAAGCUGAUGAAGUAAGUGUGAGUGACAGCCAAAGCCCACGUAGAGCAGAGUAACAAACAAACAUGGCUGAAGGUGAUGAAGAAGACGUUUCUAAGCAGCUUGUUGCUAAAAGAGGCUCCACAUGAGGGAUUUCCUUCAAGAUUGGGGCUUAGAUGAGUGCAAUCAGGUAUGCCUGACAUCAGACCGUGGAUCUGCUGCUGUUCACUCUGUGUAGUAAGAGUUUUCAACAAAUGUUGAAAAAGUUGAGAGACAGUUGAAAACGCUUUUCUGGUCCAAGUUUGAUCAGUCGGUGUUCAUCAAUCGGUGAGUUUUGGCCGAUUACUGAUUAGUCUCAAACGGGCUGAAAUUGGCCAAUUUAAAAGAUUGUUAGUGUUAGUACAUAAAGUCAGCCUACAGAAUCAGCACACAGCCCUCCUGCAUGUUUGUGGCCAAUGAAUGGACCUGCCAGCCAAUGACUAUUUUUAGGAUGAGUUUAUGUUGGGAGGUUUCUGGGGGAUAUUAUCACAGGACUUAAAAAUACUUUUGAAGAAACUUCUGACAGCUUUAAGUUGAAGUGUGUGAGGGAUUUUGAGUUGCUUGUCAUUCUGGUCAGAGUCAUUAGGCUCACUCUGUAUCAUAGAUGUAAACAACCUUUAAAGAAGUCCAGUUUUGUUUUCUUCUUUUUAUACUUGUUGACAGCGUGUGAUUUUAUUUUCUUUCACCCCAAAGAGCCACAGACACGUCUCUGGUGGGCGCCUGCAUGACAGGAAUAGCAUAAAUGUUUUUAAUGAGCCCAUUUUUAAAUCUCCCAGAGAGCCCAGAUUCCAAAAUAAUCUUCCACUUCAAGGUGGCUCAGCUCGUCUGAUCCUCUGAACUUUCAUGUCUUGUAGACCUGCUGGCUCAGGAGACCCGGCUGUCCAAGACGGAGGUGGACUGCUGGUUUUCAGAGAGACGGGCACUGAGAGACAACAUGGAGAAGGCUUUGCUCACCAUGGCUUCAAAGACAACAGAGGACAGAGCGGACCGGCCGGGGGCGCUGCUGAACGGAGCCUCUCAUCGGGAGCAGGAAGGGAAACCUCUACGCUCCUCUCCUAACCCACCCCUCCUCUCUUCCUCCUCAUCCUCAUCCUCCCCUCCUGUCCUCGCAGCCUCCUCUCCUCAUCCUCCAGCGCUCUCGUCCUCGGCGUCACCUCCCAUCCUCACCUCUUCCUCCUCCUCUUCCCCUCACCCCCCCAUCCUGUCAGCUUCCACCAGCCCAGCUCCCAUCGCUGGUCGCUCCCUCGUCCUGCUGAGAGAGGUAAGAGGAGCUCCAGAAGAACACGUCACAUCAACACUAGUUAGACAUUAAUGACACUUGUAAGAACUUAAGUGCGACAAAAAGGUGAUUAUGUUUGAAACAGCUGUUAUAGGCCAGUGAGACACUAAUGAGUCCAGACUGUAAAGAGAUUACUUGAUGUCAUCUUUUAAUAAACCUGAAGUGAAAUGUAUAAAAUGAAUUCAUCUUGAAGGUGUCGUACGGGUACUUGAGGAGAAGCUGUGUGACUGACAGUGCUGAUACUCUAAUAUUAGAAAUGGGAGAUGAAACGAGGCAACUUUGAGGUCAGAUCUGUCAAUGUAAAGAGAAGGUGCCGGAGUAGUUUGUCUGGAAUACAGCAGCUUCCCAUAGGACAACGCAGCCUAUAAAUGGAACAUAUAUCUAAGAGACGUCUCUCCAUGUUUGCUUUGUAACAGAUUGUACAGAUGCAGCCUGUCAGUUAAGACUGACCCAUAUAUGUCUUCUCAUGCUGGCCAUGUAUUAAGCCCAUCAGAUUUGAUCCUACGAUAUACCUGCAGUAUGGAUAAAAGACUAAUACUGUAUGUAGGAUGUUGCAUACUAGUUAUUCCAGUAAUGGAUGAAAUAAGUCAUCUGGACACGUGCUGUCCGGCUCAAUAGUAUCAGAGACGUUUAGUAACUGUUGAUUAAUGCUGUGAUCACAAUGUUUUUCCAUCUCUAUAUUCCAGUAGACUGAUCAAAUGGCACUUUUAAGUCAGAGUGAUGGUGUGAAUCCACUGACGAGCAUCCAAUCCACCCAGCUAUCCACUUCAGCUGCUAUAUAUUUGUUUUUUGAUUAAAGAGUCUCUUCAGUCAAAUUUUACACAGUUUAAUUACUAGGCUGUAAUCAACCAAAGAAAUUCUUGGUCGACUAAAACCCUGAAAUUUUCAAACAAAAUCGACUAAUGGUGAGGGGGAUUUUCCAACUCUGACGGCAAACCCUUCUGCAGAGGGGAAUGAUGCUGCUCGGCGGGAUGAAAAUAUACAGGUAUCAGCACAGGAACGCAAUUAAACACAAAUAUUAUAAUCUGCAAACCACCAGACGUUGACUAACGUGGACGCUCUUCAAUCUUCCUGUCUCCAAUCAGUUUCCAGUAGGUUGGGCGAAUCCAAAAUGGUGAAAACAAGGGGGGUGUUCUGAGACAGGCUGUUACCUGUGAAAUAGGGUGCUCUGAAAACACCCCGAUUAUACAUUCCUCAUGAUGAAAUUAACCAUAAACUGUAAAUUGACACGGAGAAAGAUCAAGUCGGCCAAUCAGAAUUUUGGUCGACUCAGCAUGACUAGGACUUUACAGCCCUAUUAAUUACUUAAACUCUUGAGAGUAACUUUUGGUGCAUGUCAAUCUUAAUGUGCGCCCUGUGGGCAGAAAACUCAUCCCUCUCUUUUCUGACAUCUUUGCUGUGUCGUUUAUUGUGAAUAUUUCAUGGCUCUUUCUUCAGCUGCUGGAAUCUCACCUACCCUCUUGGCCUGGUUUCAUGCAUUAAAAAGUACUGAACAAAAUGUUCAGAACUUUUUAAUGAUGAUCCUGUUUUCUCUUGUAUAUCAUAAAAAAAGCUUCUAAAAGCAGUUCAGUCUAUUCUCCCCACAGGAGCUUUAAUAAUAUAGCACUGUUUUCUUUGGAUGGGUUAUUUAUUUUAAUAUUGUAUUUAGGCCAACAGGAGCUUGUUAACAUGCUCUUCAUGUAAAUACUGACAUGCAGCUAUUUUUGCUAUAUUUACCAUCUUAACUUGCAUACUCACAGUAAGAGGGGGUUAUUUUCAGCAAAGACUACUGCAUCAUUGAAUCCCCUCAUAGCAGUGAAGGUAUAAGAGUCCAAAUUAAAGUUCCUGUGAGUAUCUCUCAGUUUGUGUCAGUUUUGGCGCCCCCCUGUGGACAAAUCAGUGUUUACUUAUCUUGUUCUCUUAGUGCUUAAGCAUGGAUUUUUGACAAAAAAUAUUGUUGUACUGACUUUUGACAGGCAAAUGUGUCACUGAUUGUAGAUAGUUUACAUGGAAAACAAUGAAAUCAAAACUGUUUCCUUGCACCAGCAUGAAUAGUUAGGAUGGCAAAAUCACCCGUCCUCUCACUGACGGUCUUGUUCAUGAAAAGUCAUCAGUACAAAUUUCAGUGUACUUCAUGUGAAAAAAAACUCCAUAGGAGCUUUAAAUAUUAAUGUUGACACUGAUUUACAUAGUUUUGAAAAAGGACCCUCUGGGUUUAUUCCACACCGUACUGUAUAUUAUUGAUUUGUAAUUACUGUGGGUUUUAUGUGCCAGCAGCAUUUCGCUGUUGUGGUGGGUGGAUGUUGAGCUAAUUUUAACUGCUCUUUGUUCACUUUGGUGGUUCAGUCUGUAAGUGUGAAUCAUAAUUCAUAAGCUACUCAUGUGCUCUCCUAUGUUUGAUAAAAACAAGUUUGCUACUUUCUUUUGGAUGAAGUUGUAGUAAAGGUUUUGGCAGAAAUUAAGAAUAAAUGAGGGAUCUCUUUUCCCUCUUGCUAUUGACGCCAAACAAAACUGGUGCUGAAGAGUCUCACCCUGUAAAUAUGUGAUGCACCUGGUGAUCACCUGAGACUCUCGGGUCUCAUGUUUAGAAGAAACCUUAUUGUACCUGUAAGAGGCAAGCUAUCUGCAGUGUUUACACCUCUAAUGUUUCAUGUUCUUCACAGAUGUUCUGUCGGACUCAGUGGCCGUCACCUGAGGAAUACAGCCAGCUGGAGGUCCAAACGUGCCUGGGACGCACUGACAUUGUCCGCUGGUUCAAGGACCACCGCUCAGCUCUGAAAAACAGUGAAACUCUGGACUGGAUGGAAAGUUUCCAAAAUCCAAACCUCACAGAGCCGCAGAGAAGCAGCCAGGAACAGAAUGGCCAGAGCUCUGAGAAAAAACAGACUGUUUCCUUGGAAGUCAAGGCUGUGAAAAGUGAGUUUGGAGUAGACUGCUUUUUUUUUCUAUUUUUAUCAUAUUGCAAAGUGUUUUACACACUUGUUUGACUGUGUUUUCUCGGCUGCGUUGCACAUUUUUGCAGUCGAGGAGUCUGCCGAAAACACAGCAGCAGCUCCAGAGCGCUCCAAGCUGUCCGACCAAGACAAAGUCCAGUGGCUGACAGACAGGCUAACCCACAGUGUGACGGAUCUGAGCCGGGCCGGACCUGACCAGACCAGCUCUGCUGCUGCUGCUGCUGCUGACAAAGGAAGGUGGGUGUAGCGAGGAAAACAGAUCCUUUUCAUCCUAUAUUUAUUUUCUAGUGGGAGAUUCAUGUUUAUGAAGACAAAAAAAGAUCAGCUUCCUGCCAAUAUUAGAUUUUUUUUACGGCAUAUCUGAGGAGUUAUUUUAAGGUUUUUCUGUAAACAGGCUAAAAAUACAGAACUGUAUGGGCACAACAAGUUAUGGAUGCUGAAUCACUCCACUCAUGCACUUUCUAUGUGUUGCAUCAUCGAAAUCUUUGUGCAUUUCUCACAAAACUUUUCGAUUUAAAAAGAAUCUUUCCCCAUUUUAUGAUAUUUUUGUUUAAAAGGAGUUGUUUAUAUUCAUGAUGAGUGUCCGUGUCGUUGUCAGAUGGGUGAAGGUGACUGUGGCAGUGGGAGAGGAGAGUCAAGAAGAAGUGGAAAAACAGAAACUGGGAACCGAGACUGACGUUCUGAGUUUGGAGCAAACUGGGAGGGUCACUGGUUGA
Molecule: messenger RNA, 12733 nt
Organism: Xyrichtys novacula (pearly razorfish)
Lineage: Eukaryota; Metazoa; Chordata; Actinopteri; Labriformes; Labridae
Source: the annotation of a GenBank genome assembly